Molecule: messenger RNA, 3721 nt
Organism: Manacus vitellinus (golden-collared manakin)
Lineage: Eukaryota; Metazoa; Chordata; Aves; Passeriformes; Pipridae
Gene: ADGRB1
Product: adhesion G protein-coupled receptor B1
Exons: 19
Coding region: 866-3610 (914 amino acids)
Biological process (GO): negative regulation of angiogenesis
Cellular component (GO): plasma membrane
Molecular function (GO): G protein-coupled receptor activity
Source: RefSeq, a predicted model, not a curated record
UCUGGAAAGCUUAUAAAAGCCUGAUGUAAUCCUUAAUGCAGCCCCUGGCUACAAAGACUGGAUCUAGUUUCACAGAGAGAGAUUCAGAAGCAGAAUUUAAAAAAAGAAAAAGAAAAAGAAAAAAAAAAAGAAAAGUGGGGGGAGAAGAGAGAGAAAGAAGGAAAAGCAGACGAGUGGAUUUUAAACAAACAUAUCUUUCUGAAGAAGACCAUUCUCGCUCCUCGCUGCUGGGAAAGCUACUCUGAACCCUGCUGUAUAAUUUUUUUUUUUUCCAAAGGAGAAGACUUGAUUGUCUGCUUGGAUCUAAUGAUUUACUGGCUUUUAACUGCGUUUUCCCUCUCUCCUAAGGAUUCCUCAAAAAACGGCUUAAUUAUUUUCGGCUUUUCUCUUCUACCUGCCUGUCUGCAGAGACACCAAAGGUUCUCCCUUCCUUUCCCUCCCCACCCCCAUUUCUUUUAGGAUUUUUCCCCCCUUUUCCCUUUAAUAGAUACAUAUAUAUAUAUAUAAAUGUGUAUGUAUAUAUAUAUGUAGAGGCGAGAGUGGAGGAAGAGGAGGGAGGGAGAGCUCUGCCAUCCUUUGGACUUCACGCGCUGCCCAAUGUUGGGCUGGUUACCCCUGGAUAUGUUGCUGGUUUCCAUUUGGAAUUUGACAAAGGGAAGAAGGAGGAUAUAAAACCUGGGGAGCUCGGCAAGGUGUUCUUUAUGGCCACAGGAGGGAGCUCAAAUCCAGAUAUGGGAGGAUUGGCUUGAUUUCAGAUCCAGAGCCUCUUAAACUCGCGUUUUUCCUAUAAGCUGGUCCCUGUUAUGUCCAGGAUCUGGCGCCUGCUUGACAUUUACUUUGAGUUCCAGAGGACCAGAGACCUAGGAUGAGGAGCAUUGGAUCUGCCCUGAACCUGCUUUUGGUAUCUCCACUCUACUUUGUGUGGACCGUGGUCGCUCUGGACCUGGCACAAACUCCCUGCACCACUUUGGUCCAAGGGAAAUUCUUUGGGUAUUUCUCCUCCUUCGCCGUCUUCCCGUUGAACUCCUCCCUCUGCUCUUGGAUUAUCCAGAACCCCGACCCCCGCAGGUACACUUUGUACAUGAAGAUCCUCAAGCCCGCCGGCGUAUGUGACCACCAGCACAUCCGCACCUACCAGUUCGACUCCUUCCUGGAGUCCACCCGCACCUACCUGGGCAUGGAGAGCUUUGACGAUGUGUUGAAGCUCUGUGAUGGCUCCACACGCUUUGCCUUCCUCCAGUCCAACAAGCAGUUCCUGCAGAUGAAGCAGACGGCCCCUCCGGGGGUGGACACCUGGCCCAUGAGGUGGAAGCCCACCAAAGCUCAGGAGAGGGACUUCUCGGUGGAAUACCUGGUGGUGGGCAACAGGAACCCCAGCAAAGCCGCCUGCCAGAUGCUCUGCAAGUGGCUGGACGCCUGCCUGGCCAUCAGCAGCAGCUCCCACCCCUGUGGCAUCAUGCAGACCCCGUGCUCCUGCUCGGGAGGGGAGGUCCUGGAUCAGGCCAGCGAGGUCCUGGGGUUCACCAGGAAGAAGGAGGAUUGCUAUAAGGAUGGGAUUUACUUGGAGAACUGCGUGAGCAGCCCUAAGGACACCAACGGAGCGGAGUUCCUGGGUGGUUGGAACUCGUGGUCGGCUUGGGGCGACUGCACCAAGGACUGCGGGGGAGGCCUCCAGACCCGCAUGCGCUCCUGCAAACCCCUUCCCAAGGAGGGCCUCGGCUGCGAGGGAGUCCUGGAGGAGGGUCGGCUGUGCAAUAGGAAGGCGUGCAAUACCAAUGGACGCUAUAAUUCCAGAAGCCAAUCGCUGAGGUCCACAGAUAACAGAAAGCGAGAGGACCCUGACGAACUGCAGCACUACGGGUACCCUGCACCUCAAAUAGGUGACCCUGCAGCAGAGGAGUGGUCCCCCUGGAGCGUGUGCUCGACCACCUGCGGGGAGGGCUGGCAGACCAGGACCAGGUUCUGCGUGUCGUCUUCCUACAGCACCCAGUGCAGUGGCCCCCUCCGGGAGCAGAGACAGUGCAACAACUCUGCCGUGUGCCCAGUUCACGGCACCUGGGACGAGUGGUCUCCGUGGAGCUUGUGCUCCUCCACGUGUGGGAGAGGCUACAGGGACCGCACCCGAACCUGCAAACCCCCCCAGUUCGGGGGCAACCCCUGCGAGGGCCCCGAGAAGCAAACCAAGUUCUGCAACAUCGCGCUUUGCCCAGUGGACGGCAACUGGAACGAGUGGUCGAGCUGGAGCUCCUGCUCCGCCUCCUGCUCCAACGGGACCCAGCAGAGGACCAGGGAGUGCAAUGGACCCUCCUACGGCGGAGCCGAGUGCCAGGGACACUGGGUGGAGACCAGGGACUGCUUCCUGCGCCAGUGCCCAGUGGAUGGGAAGUGGCAGGCCUGGGGAGUGUGGGGCAGCUGCACCGCCACGUGUGGGGGUGGAACUCAGAGACGUGACCGUGUGUGCUACGGACCCUUCUUCGGUGGAGAGACUUGCCAGGGUCCCAAGGAGGAGUAUAAGCAGUGCAAUGACAGAAAGUGUCCUGAGCCCCAUGAAAUCUGUGAUGAGGAAAGCCUUGGCUCUGUGGUUUGGAAGGAGACUCCAGCAGGGGAUGCUGCCGCUGUCCGGUGUCCCCGCAAUGCCACUGGGCUGAUCCUCCGAAGAUGCAUUUUAGAUGAGGAAGGCAUCGCUUACUGGGAGCCCCCAACAUACAUCAAGUGUGUUUCUAUUGAUUACAGGAACAUACAGAUGAUGACCAGGGAACAUCUUUCCAAGGCUCAGCGUGGGUUGAUGGGAGAUGGGCUGUCAGAUGUGCUCCAGAACCUGGUGGAAAUCUCCCAGGAUGGGACCAGCUACAGUGGGGACUUGCUGUCCACCAUGGACGUACUCAGGAACAUGACAGAGAUCUUCCGUAGGGCUUAUCACAGCCCCACCUCUGGAGAUGUCCAGAACUUUGUCCAGAUCCUCAGCAAUCUUUUAUCGGAGGAAAACCGGGAGAAAUGGGAGGAAGCUCAGCUGAUAGGGCCAAAUGCCAAGGAGCUGUUCAGGCUCGUGGAGGAUUUCAUUGAUGUCAUCGGCUUCCGCAUGAAGGAUUUCCGGGAUUCCUACCAAGUGACAGACAAUCUGGUCCUCGGCAUUCACAAACUGCCUGCGAAUGCAGCGACCGACAUCACCUUCCCCAUGAAAGGCUGGAGGGGCAUGGUGGACUGGGCCAAGAACUCAGAGGACAAGGUCACUGUCUCCAAGAGUAUCCUGUCUUCAGGGCUCUCAGUGUCGGACGACUCCUCCGUCUUCGUGGUGGGGACUGUGCUGUACCGGAACGUGGGCAACAUCCUCUCCCUCCAGAGGAACAGCACUGUUCUGAACUCCAAAGUCAUCUCGGUGACUGUGAAGCCAUUUCCUCGCUCCCUCCUCACCCCUUUGGAAAUCGAAUUCUCCCACCUGUACAACGGAACCACCAACCAGACCUGCAUCCUCUGGGAUGAAAAUGAUGGAGCCUCCGCCUCCGCCUGCCCCCGCCCGGCGCCUGGUCCUGGCGCGGCUGCCGAACGGUCCCGCUCGACGCCUCCCGGACCAAGUGUCUGUGUGACCGGCUCUCCGCCUUCGCCAUCUUAGCCCAGCUCAGCCCGACAUGAACAUGGAAAAGGUGCUGGUCCCUUCUGUCACGUUAAUUGUAGGCUGUGGAGUAUCUUCGCUGACACUUUUGCUGUUGAUUAUCAUUUAUGU